AUGGCCCAGAAAACCCAGAAGAGCAGAGUUCUGUUGGAUGAGCUAGAUGAACUGAAGAAGAAGAAAAGGCGUACGGAGGUGGCAUCAAGGCGCUUGAGCAAGCAGCAGAUGAAUAUGCAAAAGCAAUGGAGAAACAGGGAUAAGAAAAUUAUCGCCAAGUUCAACGUCAUGAGUUCUCCCGAGCUGACGGUGACGCCUCAAUCAUGUCUGAUGGACGAGUCCGUAACGGUCAAAGUGACGGGUCUCAAGAGGGCCUCCGUAUACACGCUCCACACAACGGCCUCGGACAGCAACGGUGUGCCUUUCUUUACGGUCGCGACGUACAAGUUCAGCCACUCUGACGUCACGAAGCCCAUUCAGUUUGUACUAUCGCUGUACCAAUGCCCCAUAGCUGUCCAGCUCGCAACGAUCGGAGCAGAAAAGAGUGGCCUGAAGCCCGUGUGCAGCGUGCAGCACGAGCGUCUCCUCAUGGCCGAGGGCUGCCAGAGGAUUCCUGUGAGGGACGGCAAGGUGCGAGGAACGCUCUUCCUGCCUCCUGGCGAAGGGCCGUUCCCCGGCGUUGUGGACAUGUUCGGAGGAGCAGGAGGUCUGAUGGAGCACCGAGCUGCCCUAUUCGCCGCCAGGGGCUUCGCUACUCUCGCCCUCGCCUACUUCGCGUACGAGGACCUGCAGGAGAGCAUGCAAACGGGCUUCGAUAUCGCCUACUUCGACGAGGCCGUCCAGUAUCUCCUCUCGCGGCAAGAGGUACGCAAGGUUGGCGUUGGUGUGAUAGAGUCGAGCAAGGGAGAUAUCGCUCUCAGCAUGGCCACCUAUAUUCCUCAGAUCAAAGCCGCGGUCGUCGUGAACGGUGGCAUCUACUCGGCCGUUGGUGCUUUUAAGCUCCUUGACGGCACCCACAGAGCUGUUGUGCCUCUUGCAUUCGAGAAAUUAGUUCUGCACAGGGACGGUGUAAUGGAAACGUACCACGCCAUGUCGGAUCCGCCCGACCAUCCUGAGGCGAUCAUCCCUGUGGAGGACGCGUACGGCGACAUCCUUUGGCUGAGCGGUCUGGCUGACCGAGCUAUGAACACGGAGAUGUUUGCGCGGCUGGCGGUCGAGCGCUGCACCGAGCGCGGCAAGCCCGACAAGGUUAAGGUUCUUAAGUACCCCGGCGCGGGACACCUUCUUGAGCCCCCAACAUCCCCUGCAGCAGCAUCACGUUGCAGGAGCUCAUGA
Hyalella azteca is the source of this 1215-nucleotide messenger RNA. Its product is annotated as acyl-coenzyme A thioesterase 1. Lineage: Eukaryota; Metazoa; Arthropoda; Malacostraca; Amphipoda; Hyalellidae. Gene Ontology annotation, biological process: acyl-CoA metabolic process; fatty acid metabolic process. The transcript has 9 exons. Gene Ontology annotation, molecular function: fatty acyl-CoA hydrolase activity. The coding region runs from base 1 to 1215 and encodes 404 amino acids. The record is from RefSeq and is a predicted model, not a curated record.